AUGUCAUUUAAAAAUAAAUAUUAUAGAGAUAAUUAUGGAGAAAUUUACAAUAAAAAUAGCAAUGAAAAAAACUAUAACUUGACACAUAAUAGAGACAAUUGUGAAAAACAAAGAAAAGAUAAAGAAAAAGAUAAAGAAAAAGAAAAAGAAAAAGAUUUUUAUGAAAGAAAUAAUAGUAUUCGAAAACAAAAUUUUAAUAAAAAGGAAGAAAUGGAAAGUACUAAAUUAAAGUCAUCUAAUAAUUUAAGUAAAAAGGAUUAUAAAAAAGAUGAUAAGAAUUAUUUAGGAAAAUAUAAAGAUAGAAAUUUUAAAAAUGAAAAUAGAGAUAAUAAAAGUGAUAAUAGAUUUGAGAAAAAAUAUGAUAGUAAAUAUGAUAAAUAUGAUGAUAAGUACGAUAGAAAAUAUGAUGAUAAGUAUUAUAAAAAACAUGAUGAUAAGUAUGAUAAAAAAUAUGACGAUAAGUACGACAGAAAAUAUGAUAAUAAGUACGAUAGAAAAUAUGAUGAUAAGUACGAUAGAAAACAUGAUGAUAAAUACGAUAGAAAAUAUGAUGACAAGUUCGAUAGAAAUUAUGAUAGUAAAUAUGAUAGAAAACAUGAUAUUAAAUAUGAUGAUGAAUAUAAUGUAAAAAGGAGUAAGAGAAGACAUGAAGAAAGAAAGAAUAGUAAUAAAAGUGUUGAAAAAAAUUAUCAUAGCAGAAAUAACAGUGAAUACUAUCAUAAAUACAGAAAUAGAAAUUUUGAAAAAGAAAGAAGAAUAAGUAGGAGUAAUAAUAAUAAUACUAGUUUAUACAACAAAAAUGAAAAUAGAAGAAAUGAAAGUAAAUCUAUUUCUAAAAAUAAAGAAGAAAGAAAAAUAUCAUAUAACAAUGAUGAUGAUGAAGAACGAGAAUAUUCUUCAAAUUCUUAUGAUAAAUAUAAUAAAUAUAAUAAAAAAAAAAAAAGAUUCAUUGACUAUGAAGAAAAUGGUUUAUUUGCAAAUGAUAACAUAAAAAAAAUAAAAAAUACAAAUGAAAUUUUAGAAAAUAAAACUAAUAUUGAAUUAUCAAGAUUUAUUUUUAUAUAUAAAAUACCUGAUGAUAUAACGGAAGAGGAAAUUGAUGAAAUUAUUAGAAAUAUUGCAAUAAAUAAUGCAUUUUCAUUACCUUUGAAUAUAUAUAUAAAUAAAUUAUCUUAUUUUUCUAUAAAAGAUGAUUUAUUCAUAAAAGAAAAUUUAGAGUUUUUAAAAAAUAAUUCAUACUUUAAUAAUAUACAACAAUAUAUACUAAACGAAAAAUCAGAUAAUAAAAUAAACGAUGACAAGUGUUGUAUAAUUGAGUUUCCAUCUAACGAAGCUUGUGGAAAAUUAUUUUCUCUUUUUGAAGAAAAUAAUUGUAUUGAAAUAAAAAAAAAUAUUUGUUAUAUAUUUCCAAUAUUUAAACUAAAAAAAAAAAAUAAGAAUAAUGAAGAAAAACAACAAUUAAAAAAAUUUAAUGAUUGGUAUUGUUCAUUAUGUAAUUUUUUAAAUUUUUCUAGAAGAACAGUAUGCUAUUUUUGCAAAGCAGCUAAAACUAGUGAUUCAAAAAUAGUGGAAACCGAAUCUAAGAAUAUAAGUAAUUUUUUAAAAAAUAAUGUAAAUAAAUCGGAUAAUUUGUAUUUAAAAAACAAUUUUAAUUUAAACAAUGAUCAAAAGGUAUUCAAUAAUUAUGCAAUUGAUUCAUUCAAUGCACAUCCUGGUUAUACAAGUAAUAUAAAUAAUUUAAAUACUAAUUAUGAGGAUAUGAUAAAUGAUAAAAUGAAUUUUAUUAAGAAUACCAAUAUAUUAAAUGCAAAUAAUGAUAUUUCCUUAAAUGAUAAUUAUAAUAGUGACUAUAAUUUAUAUUCAUAUAAUUUAUUUCACAUCUUUGAAAAUAAUAUAGAAAACUUUGAAACAACAAAAGAGGCCUUGCUCAAUGAAGAAAAAACAAAUAUGUUAAUUUUAAAAGAUAUAGAUGGUAGUAUAUCUAACAAAGAUAUAAUAAAAUUUUUGAAUAAAAUAUUUGAAAAACGUAAUGUUGAUUAUUUGUAUUUAUUUAAUGAUAUAAAGGGUUCUAAUAAAAGGAAGGGGUUUUGUUUUAUUGAGUUCAAUAAUCAAAAUGUAGCUGAAAAAAUGAUGAAAGAACUUGAAGGGAAUUACUAUAUAAAUUUUCAAAGUAAUUAUUUAAAGUUGGAUUAUGUAAAUUCAAAAGAAAAACAAUGUUUUUUUAAUUGUAUAAAUCUGGCUAAAUUGAAUAUAAAUAAAUCAUCGGCCAUUGUUACAAAAAAUUAUAUUCCAUAUUUUAAUUUUUUUGUUAAUUAUUUUGAAGCAAUUGCAAAUAUGAAUUUAAUUCAUUAUGCUUUUUUUUUAGUGUGGUCUUCUCAAAUAAUUAUUUUAAAAAAUGGUAAACCUGAAUUAACAGAAUUUUUUUUUGAUUAUAAUAGCCAAUAUUAUUAUCAUCCCAUUUAUCAAAUAUAUUUUGAUAAUAACACAAAAUUUUAUAUGUCAUUAUCAAAAGGAUAUUAUAUUUGGAAUGCAAAAGCAGAAUGCUUAGUAAGAAUUUAUUUAGAUAAUGAAGAAGGAAACUAUUAUAAAAAUGAAAAUACUAAUGAGUCAUUAUUAUUGUCAAAUUCAUUAAAAAAUAAUAUAGAUGAAAAUGUAUGUAACAAAAAUAACGAUAACAGUAGUGAAAAUAAUAAAACAAAAAAUACAAAUGAAAAUGUAACAAAUACGAAAAUUUCUACUUUUGUAGAAAAAGUCAGAAAAAUAGCUUUGGCAUCAAAGAAAACAAUUGAACAGAUGAAUAUUAAUGAAAGUAAUUGUAAUAAUUUGGAAAAAAAAAAUAAAGAAAUUAUUAAAAAGCACUUUUCUACAGAUUCAGCAGAAGAAAACGAUUUUUCAGAUAAAGAACUUGAGAAAAAAAAUAAUAAUAAUAACAUGGAUAAUAAAAAUAAUGAAAAUAAUCAAGGAAAUAAAGAAUACAAUGAUAUUCCCAAAAAUAAUAGCAAUUCUAGCAUUCAUAAAAAAGAUACUUUUAAUGAGUAUAUUACUAAUAGUAACUUAAAAUUCCCUAAUAAUAAAGCAUUAAGUAAUUCAACCCAAUUCAACAAUAAUAAAAAUUUUAAUGAAUUUAAUAAUUUAAAUAAUAGUGCAGAAAAAAAUGAUAUAAAUCAACAAUGUAGUAGUGACAAUUUAGAUAUCAUAUGUUUUGUAUGUUUGAGAAAAUUUUUAAAUAAAGAACUUCUUCAGAAGCAUAUAGAUAUGUCAUCAUUACACAAAAAAAAUUUACAAAAUGUUUUAGGUUUUGUAGCUAUUACAUAG
Messenger RNA from Plasmodium gallinaceum, 3315 nucleotides. RefSeq names its product Ran-binding protein, putative. The record is from RefSeq and is a predicted model, not a curated record. Gene Ontology annotation, molecular function: RNA binding. NCBI's taxonomy places the organism in Eukaryota, Apicomplexa, Aconoidasida, Haemosporida, Plasmodiidae. The coding region runs from base 1 to 3315 and encodes 1104 amino acids. The transcript has a single exon.